Molecule: messenger RNA, 1179 nt
Organism: Culex quinquefasciatus (southern house mosquito)
Lineage: Eukaryota; Metazoa; Arthropoda; Insecta; Diptera; Culicidae
Exons: 3
Coding region: 131-1114 (327 amino acids)
Biological process (GO): regulation of transcription by RNA polymerase II
Molecular function (GO): DNA-binding transcription factor activity; RNA polymerase II cis-regulatory region sequence-specific DNA binding
Source: RefSeq, a predicted model, not a curated record
CAGUGUAAAGUCAACGCCCUAGUCGAGUCGAUAUCGGCCUGACAUAGCUUGUUUACCAAUCGGGAUCGAUUGACAGGGCAGAGAAUCAAAACAAACCAAGAAAAACGAAAGUUAACCAUCACAAUCGAUUAUGGCCCAGCUGCAGCAAAGUGCACUGAAAAGUGAAUUAAAAGCCCACAGCCAGUGCCGAUUGUGCAUGAAUUUGGCCGUCGAGUUUUGCAGCUUUACGAACUUCAUCGAGGACACGCGAACCGUGCAGGAUGUUAUCAAAAUGCUGCUGGCGCUUGAGGACGACCCUUUCCUGCCGCAGCAAAUAUGCAUCGAGUGCAGCAAGGAACUGCUCCACGUGGCGCGAAUCAAAGAACUGUGGGCGACCAAUCAGUUUGCGCUGGCCCGACAAGCCGCCAGCUUGGCAGCGACUAGUAUUGAAAAGUGGCCCGAGGCGGUCAAAUUUCCCGAUCCGGUCGGGGACCACCAAAUGUUUGUUCAAGUUGAUGAAAAUGUGAGCGAAUCUGAACUGUUCGUGGACCGCGCCGACCUGGAGGAAACGCAACUGGGGGACGGUGAAGAGUUGGACCGAUCAGCUGAACAGGAAGCCGAGGAAAAGGCUCCUCGAAAGAAAAAGAAAAAGCGGCGGCCGACUUGCAAGAAGGAAAUUGGCAAGUUUAGAUGCUUCAAAUGUAACAUCACUUUUGAUACCAUAGAGCAAAAGAACGAACACGCCAGACAGCAUUUCAAGUGUAAAUUUUGCGUUGCAAACUUCCUACAGAUGAAUGAUCUACGGAGACAUCUGAGAAAACAUACGAAUGAAAGACCGUACACGUGUCCGCACUGCACCCAAGCGUUCCAACGUUUGGAGCAUGUGAAUUCACACGUCAAACAGAUACACUCUGGUCCUGGAUGCCACUCGUGUACCAUGUGUGCGCAGCAGUACUCAACGGAAGAGGACCUGAUGGAGCAUAGAAAUAGCUCCCAUCCACUGCCUAUUCGACCUAGUGUAAAACAGGAAAAAAGAUCAACCAAACCGGGUGCACCCAGCGAGCCACCAAUUCGUGCAUCAUUUAUAAAGGAGGAACCAAUGGUGGAUUUCUCUGCAAAUCAAGAUAAUUACUAAAUUAUUUAGAUGUGUUUUUGUGAGUUUCAUAAUAUCUUUUGAAAAUGUGUCAUGAUUCAAAACUA